Cyclopterus lumpus (lumpfish) is the source of this 1239-nucleotide messenger RNA. RefSeq names its product synaptotagmin Ib (gene syt1b). Gene Ontology annotation, cellular component: synaptic vesicle membrane; axon; dense core granule. The record is from RefSeq and is a predicted model, not a curated record. Gene Ontology annotation, biological process: cellular response to calcium ion; regulation of calcium ion-dependent exocytosis; regulation of dopamine secretion. NCBI's taxonomy places the organism in Eukaryota, Metazoa, Chordata, Actinopteri, Perciformes, Cyclopteridae. Gene Ontology annotation, molecular function: calcium ion binding; clathrin binding; phosphatidylserine binding. The transcript has 8 exons. Bases 1 to 1239 code for a protein of 412 amino acids.
AUGACUGGGAACCGUCGAGCUGCCCCGGCCUCACCAGGCACCCCAGCUCUCCCAACCCACUUGCCAAAUGCAACAGCCACUCCAAGCCAAAAGCAAUCUGGAGGCCACAGUCACAACAAGUUCAUGAAUGACGUGCACAGCAUCCCCAUGCCAUCAUGGUCUGUUGCUGCCCUCUGCAUCGUGAGUUUGUGUGUGGUGCUGUCAUGUGCUGUGUGUGUGUGGAAGAAGUGCUUGAAAAAGAAGGACAAGGACAAAGAAAAGGACAAGAAAAAGGAAAAAGAGAAGAGCAACGGAGGCCUUGACACUGAAAUGGAUGGAGGUUACAGCGAGCCGCUGAAAGAUGAAGGUAACACAAAAACAGAGUUGUCAAAUAAUGAGCCCAAGGACGAGGAGAAGCUGGGCAAACUACAUUUUACAUUAGACUACAACUUCACAGAUAAUACGCUGAUAGUUGGCAUCUUGCAGGCUGCUGAACUUCCUGCGAUGGAUGUGGGCGGUAGUUCUGACCCCUAUGUUAAACUCUAUCUGCUCCCGGACAAAAAGAAAAAGUUUGAAACCAAAGUUCACAGGAAGACUCUUGAACCUACCUUCAAUGAGACUUUCACAUUUAAGGUACCAUACACUGAGCUGGGCGGGAAGAUACUGGUGAUGACCGUGUAUGACUUUGACCGUUUCUCAAAACACGAUGCCAUUGGAGCUGUGAAGAUACUGAUGAGCAGUGUGGACUUCAGCCAGUCUCUGCAGGAGUGGAGGGAUCUGCAGAAGGCGGAGAAGGAGGAGAGUGAGCGGCUUGGAGACAUAUGUUUGUCCUUGAGGUAUGUGCCUUCUGCCGGGAAGCUGACGGUGGUCAUUUUGGAGGCCAAAAACCUGAAGAAAAUGGAUGUGGGUGGAUUAUCAGACCCUUAUGCGAAGAUCCACUUAAUGCAGAAUGGGAAAAGACUCAAGAAAAAGAAAACAACGACAAAGAAGCACACAUUAAACCCUUACUACAACGAGUCGUUCAGCUUUGAAGUGGCAUGUGAACAGAUAGAGAAGGUGCAGAUAGCGGUGACCGUGUUGGACUAUGAUAAGAUUGGAAAGAAUGAUGCCAUUGGGAAAGUGCUGCUGGGCAAUAACAGCACUGGAACUGAGCAAUGCCACUGGGAAGAUAUGCUGGCAAACCCUCGGAGGCCAAUAGCCCAAUGGCAUAGCCUCAAACUGGAGGAUGAAAUCGACGCCCUAAUUUCUAACAAGAAGUGA